AUGCCUUCAAUACCCCCUUCAAGAUUGAUCGCGCUGCAGUCCAACCCGUCGCAUAUACGCAACAUAUGUAUAUUGGCGCACGUAGAUCAUGGCAAGACAUCUCUCUCGGACUCACUCAUUGCCACUAAUGGCAUCAUCUCGCCAAAGAUGGCGGGCAGAGUUCGCUACUUGGACUCGAGGCCGGACGAACAGACCCGAGGCAUCACGAUGGAGUCUUCGGCCAUCUCACUAUACUUCAGCAUGCUCAGAAGGCAGUCUCCAGAUGCAGAGCCGAAUGCGGAAGAAUACCUGAUCAAUCUCAUCGACUCUCCUGGUCAUAUCGACUUCUCGAGCGAGGUCAGCACAGCAAGCCGAUUGUGCGAUGCAGCAGUAGUCUUGGUGGAUGCCGUGGAGGGUGUCUGCAGUCAGACGGUGACUGUCUUGCGGCAGGUCUGGCUCGAAAAGCUGAAGCCAUUGCUAGUGAUCAACAAGAUUGACCGGCUGGUCACAGAACUGAAGAUGAGCCCCGGAGAAGCCUACAGCCAUCUUGAACGCAUUCUAGAAGGAGUCAAUGCUGUCAUUGGCGGCUUCUUCCAAGGCGAGCGAAUGGAGGAGGACUUGCAAUGGCGGAACAGGGCAGACCAAAGAAAGACGCGAGCCGAGCAAGCAUUGGAAGGAGGGCUUGAUAUCGAGACAGAGGCUAGCUUCGAGGAGCGAGAUGAUGAAGAUCUCUACUUCGCACCAGAGAAGAACAACGUCAUCUUCGCGAGCGCUAUAGAUGGUUGGGCUUUUACUGUGCGGCAAUUUGCAAGUAUCUAUGAGAAGAAGCUGUCCAUCAAAAGAACGAUCCUUGAAAAAGUCUUAUGGGGAGAGUUUUUCCUAGAUCCUAAGACGAAGAAAGUUCUUGGGACGAAGCACUUGAAGGGGCGAAACCUCAAGCCGAUCUUUGUUCAACUCGUCCUGGAGCCCAUCUGGAAAUUGUACGAGGCAACUGUUGGAAUCGACAGCAAAGGUGAUCCGAGCUUGCUGGAGAAGAUUACAAAGAGCCUGGCAAUCACGCUACCACCUCACAUCGCUCGAUCGCGAGAUUCGAAGGCAGUGUUGCAAGCAGUCUUCGCAGCGUGGCUUCCUUUAUCGACAGCACUUUUGGUCUCUGUCAUCGAAUAUCUACCAAGUCCACCGACUGCUCAAGCGUCCCGGCUGCCAGACAUGAUCGAGAGCCUUGUGGGCAAUGAGAAGAUUGAUUCGUCAAUCAAGCGAUCAAUGAUACAGUUCAAUACCGACAUUGGGGCUCCGGUCGUCGCAUAUGUGAGCAAAAUGGUAGCCAUACCUGAGAGCGAACUCCCGAGUAAACGAAGGAAGCUCGGGUCGACACUUACUCCAGACGAAGCCAGAGAGCUUGCCCGGAAGAAACGUGCGGAGAUCGCAAAGGCUCAAGCUGAAGCAGACGGCGUUCAAGGCAUCACCAAUGGCAUGAGUAGUGCAGCUAUCGGAUCUGAAACGCCUGAGGACAACGAACCCGAGAAGCCGGAGGACCCGGAGCACUUGAUUGGUUUUGCCAGGCUUUACUCAGGAAGCCUUUCAGUCGGACAUGAGAUCUGGGUGCUGCCUCCGAAGUUCAGUCCUGCCUUUCCGCAUGCCAGUCCGGCACCGAAGAAGGUACCUAUAACAGCGCUGUAUCUCCUGAUGGGAAGAAGUCUUGAGCCACUCGAGACAGUGCCAGCUGGCGUAGUGUUUGGCAUCGAAGGUCUCGAAGGCACAAUUCUCAAGACAGGCACGCUCUGCUCGCAGGUGGAAGGAGGCAUCAACCUGUCAGGCCUAUCGAACAUCCCCCAACCCAUCGUUCGUGUGGCACUCGAGCCGGUCAAUCCACUUGAUCUGAACAAGAUGAUCAGAGGCCUGAAGCUGCUUGAACAAUCGGAUCCGUCGGCAGUGUAUGAGCAGAUGCCUAGCGGUGAGCAUGUCAUCUUGACAGCAGGCGAAUUGCAUCUCGAACGCUGUCUGAAAGAUCUUCGUGAGCGUUUUGCAAAAUGUGAAAUACAGCCUGGCGAGCCAAUCGUCCCAUACCGUGAGACAAUCGUUCGAGCACCAGAAGAAGAGUAUAUGGAACCUGUCAAGAAAGACCUACCUCGGGGCACCACGAUCGUCACGCCUUCCGGCGAUAACAGCCUCCAGAUUCGACUUCGCGUCCGUCCGCUCCCAACUAAGGUCACAGACUUCUUGAUCAAGCAUGGCGCGUCCAUCCGUCGCUUCUAUGCAGAACAGCAGGCUGAAGAGCAAGCAAAGUCCAAGGACGAUGAAGUCGACACGGACGGCACAGAUGCAGAACCGGAAGAAAAGUCAGAUCAGCAGACAGCCGACCUUGGCGAUGCGGUUGAACACGACUCACAGACCACAAUCCUUCCACUCCAUGAAUUCCGCUCUCAGCUACAAGCCGUCAUCCUCGAAGCCGCCGCGGACGACCCGGAUCCUGUGUGGAAGGACUCCAAUCUCGUUUCCCAUGUCUGCGCCUUCGGCCCUCGCCGUGUCGGCCCAAAUUUAUUCAUCGACGCCACUGGGAAGCCAACCUGCAAGCGCUUCCUCGUCGACACCGACUCACAAGACCGCGCAGCCGGCGCCGGUCUCGACCUCAGCGAGACUACCCUGUACGCAUUUCAACUCGCCACCGGCCAAGGCCCACUAUGUCGUGAGCCAAUGCAGGGCGUCGCAGUGUUCCUCGAAUCGAUCACCUACAGCAAAGACACCACCACCGAGCACUCUACAGAUGACAGCUCGGCCCGCCUUACCGGUCGCCUCAUCUCCACUGUCCGCGAGUCUAUACGCAACGCCUUUCUCGCAUGGUCACCGCGCAUUUUACUGGCGAUGUACAGCCUUACAAUCCAAGCCACACCCGAAGUCCUCGGCCGAGUCUACUCCGUCCUAACGCGCCGGCGGGGCGCCAUCUUGUCAGAAGAGCUCCUUGAGGGAACGCCAUACUUCACCAUCAACGCCUCGCUCCCAGUAGCCGAGUCAUUCGGCUUCUCCGACGAAAUCCGGAAGCGGACGUCGGGACUCGCGCAGCCGCAGCUGCGCUUCACAGGCUUCGGCUUGCCGGAGGGAGUGGACGUUGAUCCGGGGUGGGUGCCGAAGUCUGAGGAAGAGCUCGAGGAUUUGGGCGUGCAUGGCGAGAGGGAGAAUGUGGCGAAGCGGUAUGUGGAUGGGGUGCGAAGACGGAAGGGGUUGUUGGUUCGGGGCAGUAGGGGUGUGGGAAGGGAUGCGGAGAAGCAGAAGAAUAUUAAGACCAACUGA
Molecule: messenger RNA, 3267 nt
Organism: Cyphellophora attinorum
Lineage: Eukaryota; Fungi; Ascomycota; Eurotiomycetes; Chaetothyriales; Cyphellophoraceae
Product: Ribosome assembly protein 1
Exons: 1
Coding region: 1-3267 (1088 amino acids)
Biological process (GO): cytosolic ribosome assembly
Cellular component (GO): ribonucleoprotein complex; cytosol
Molecular function (GO): ribosome binding; GTPase activity; GTP binding
Source: RefSeq, a predicted model, not a curated record